AUGAAUAAUCGCGAAAUUUCUGAAAAAGAUCUUAUAAGAAAUUCUCAGGAUAAACAAUAUCCACAGUUAAUAAACGGAAGAAUUCAAUAUGUUUUAGAUUUUAUUCGAUUUGCACCACUCGCUAUAACUUGUCCCAACGAAAGUNUUGCACCACUCGCUAUAACUUGUCCCGACGAAAGACACUUGACCCUUUUUGAUAUAUUUAGAUAUAUCAAGUAUAGUUUUUACACGAAAGAUAUACAAGUAUUUCAUGUACUUCUAAUGACUGCAACAUUUCGUCCUAUUGCUUUACUCGUUAGACUUCUUAUCAAUAUUCUUAGGUCCUCAAUAGACGUUUACAAUUUUUAUAGUGACGAAAAAGAAAGUUUAAUAUUGUAUCAUAAUAUUAUUUUCGUUGGUAAUAGAAUAGUUGAAGUUUUUCAAGAUUUUGUUAAUUUGGAUCUCUUUGGUGAUGGCCCAUCUAAAGUAUUUCUAAAAUUAUCAGAAAUAACUUCUCAAUGUCUUAAAUAUUUCAUUAAUAAAAAUAACACAAGUGUCAAGUUAUCAUCCAUAAAACUGAUGCAUUCAUUAAAAUCAUUUUUUUAUGAUAACAAAUUUAAUUUUGAUAAUAUAUAUGAGUAUUCUACAAAGGAUAUUAUCAAUACUUGCUUUAAUGAAUUGACUGUAAACAUGAAAUAUGCUGAAACAUUUAUAAGAAACUUAGAAGAACACAAAAAAUAUUUUGAAGUAACCAAAAAAACUUUGAAUAUUAAUCACAAGUUAAAUUUACCAUUCACUAAUGUUUUCAGUAAUUAUAUAAUAAAUAUGUUAUGUCAAACUAAAGAUAUUUAUACAUUAUUAUAUAAAUUCAAUGAUGAAUAUGUCACUCAAAUUGUUGAUUACGAUAAAAACAUUACAUUUGAUGAUGAUGAAAAAAUAAACAAAUAUAUGAGUUAUGAAAAUUAUCCUGAAGAUNGAUGA
Daktulosphaira vitifoliae (grape phylloxera) is the source of this 960-nucleotide messenger RNA. RefSeq lists its product as uncharacterized. NCBI's taxonomy places the organism in Eukaryota, Metazoa, Arthropoda, Insecta, Hemiptera, Phylloxeridae. The coding region runs from base 1 to 960 and encodes 319 amino acids. The record is from RefSeq and is a predicted model, not a curated record. The transcript is spliced from 2 exons.